AUGACUAUACCUAAUACUAACAGAGCAUUUUAUAAAAUAUUAAACGAUGAUGAUUCCUUGGCUGAAUUCGUUCGUGAACAUAAUUUAGUCAAAAAUGCUGAUCAACAUACAUGUCACUGUGGUUCUUCAAUGACCAAUGCAUCAAGGAAAAAAAAAUUAAAAGAUGGUACCAUUAAAGUAUAUCCAAUAAUGAGAUGUGACAACAGAUUAUGUCGUAAUCAGCUAAGUAUUCGAAAAGAUACAUUUUUCUCCUAUACUGAUGUUCUCGGUCGUCCUAAUUCGAAACUCGAGAUACGAACGAUACUGGAAAUGAUAUGGUUAUGGUGUCUAUCAACUCCGUCAACAGUUAUUGCUACCUUAGUUGAAGUUACAGAAGCAACAGUGGUCGACUGGACUAAUUUUUUGCGCCAGAUUUGUCAAGCGAAAUUAGAUGAUGCUUCACAAAUGGGAGGUAUUGGGGAAGUGGUUCAAAUUGAUGAAUCUCUAUUUCGUGGAAAACGAAAAUAUCACCGUGGACGACUUCUUCUUGGUGAUCGUAAUGUAAAUAAUGUAAAUAAUGUAAAUAAUGUUAAUAAUGUAAAUAAUGCAAAUAAUAAUAAUAAUGUUAAUAAUGUAAAUAUUAGUUCAAGCUCAAGUGAUGAAUCGGAUGUCGAUAAUGAUGGUACUCAAACAGCCAGAAGCCGUAAUUAUGGGACCCGAGUUGAUGGUAAGAAAUAUUCUACUUAGGCGAUUACCCAGGUCGAACAUUACUGUGCCAGUAAACGGCCGUACACAGUCGUUUACGAUGACGUGAACGGCCGUAUCCGUCGAAAUUACGACCGUAUACGGGCCGUAAAUAACCCGUUUGGUAUGCGCCGUAUUACGGUCGUGUGAGACCG
Rotaria sp. Silwood2 is the source of this 878-nucleotide messenger RNA. Lineage: Eukaryota; Metazoa; Rotifera; Eurotatoria; Philodinida; Philodinidae. The record is from the annotation of a GenBank genome assembly.